Huiozyma naganishii CBS 8797 is the source of this 498-nucleotide messenger RNA. It is a transcript of the gene SMB1, whose product is annotated as mRNA splicing protein SMB1. Gene Ontology annotation, biological process: mRNA splicing, via spliceosome. Gene Ontology annotation, cellular component: catalytic step 2 spliceosome; U2 snRNP; U5 snRNP. The transcript has a single exon. Lineage: Eukaryota; Fungi; Ascomycota; Saccharomycetes; Saccharomycetales; Saccharomycetaceae. The record is from RefSeq and is a predicted model, not a curated record. The coding region runs from base 1 to 498 and encodes 165 amino acids. Gene Ontology annotation, molecular function: RNA binding.
AUGUCGGGAGUUAGCGUGAAACAAAACAGUCAAUUGCCUGACCUAAUAAAUUAUAAACUGAGAGUCCUCACACAGGAUGGGCGUUCAUACAUUGGAGAAAUGUUGGCUUUUGACAAGCAUAUGAAUCUUGUUUUGAAUGAGUGCGUGGAGGAAAGAAUUCCUAAAUCUCAACAGAUGAAAAUCAGGCAGGGGAACACAAAAGAUGUCAAGAUUGAGAAAAGAGUAUUGGGUUUGACUAUCCUAAGAGGUGAACAAAUAUUGUCCACUACAGUAGAGGAUACGCCACAACUGACAAAGAGGGAACGGUUAGAACAGAAAAAGUCAGCAAAGAAAAAGCUGAUAAAAGAAAGAAACCUAAAUAAAAAGAAAGCAGGGAAAGUCUUGAAACAACAAGUUCAAAAUUCUAAUGGUAAACGUAAUGGUAUAAUGCGCAGUGAUAACAGUGAUACUGUAUCAGUAAAAAAGUUCCAACCUCCACCAGGCUUCAAAAAACGUUAG